Messenger RNA from Henningerozyma blattae CBS 6284, 909 nucleotides. RefSeq names its product Eco1p (gene ECO1). The record is from RefSeq and is a predicted model, not a curated record. The transcript has a single exon. Gene Ontology annotation, molecular function: protein-lysine-acetyltransferase activity. Gene Ontology annotation, cellular component: chromatin; nucleus. Lineage: Eukaryota; Fungi; Ascomycota; Saccharomycetes; Saccharomycetales; Saccharomycetaceae. Gene Ontology annotation, biological process: mitotic sister chromatid cohesion. The coding region runs from base 1 to 909 and encodes 302 amino acids.
AUGUCUUCAACUAAUUCUAAGAAAUUAAACUCUACAAUGAACAAUAGCUUGAGGAAAAAAUAUAUCCAGUCAUCUCUACGAAUAAAUUCCAAAAAUUCCAAAAAUAUUUUUGAAAGAUGUUAUAAUUGUAAUAUGGUAUAUAAUAAAGAUUCAGCCAUAGAUUUAAAUAAUCAUAAAAAGUUCCACGAUUUAUCUUUGAAUGGACGUAACUGGAACAAGAGCUGGGGUGAAAUAAUAACAAAUCAUAGCAAAUGCAACGAUAUACACAAUAUCACAGAUAACAUUAAGAAAAAUAAAGCAAAUACUUUAGACAAAUAUUUUCUUACUCCACCAACUAGUAGCAUUACCUCUCCCAAAAAGGGCAAUAAUAUAUUACUGAAAACAGACACUCGUAUGAAAAAGGAGUACAUUGUAGAGAUACGAAAGACUUUUAAUAGUGAGAUACGGGCCGCUACUCAGCUUAUGGAACUUGUUAAUAAUGAACUGAAUGCCCCACAUGAUGAAAAUGAUUUUUGGAGCACUCCUUCAGGUAACGGUAAAGCGUUUGGUUACAUUAAAGAUAAUAAAUUGGUUGGUAUUACUACAAUUGAAAUUUUGGACUUAAAUUGCAAGAGAGGCAGAUGGAUGAUUUCAGAUAGCAAAGUUAUUGUUGAAAAUGUUUUUCCAUACUUUAAAUUAGGCAUAUCUAGAAUAUGGGUUUGCAAAAAUCAACGAGGAAAAGGCAUUGCGGCAAAAUUGUUAGAGGCAGCAAGAUUGAACACAUUGGUACGAACAAAAGAAGCAAGUAUAGAGCUAGAAAAAUGGAAUUUAGCAUGGAGUCAGCCAACAGAGAUGGGUGGGAAAUUGGCUUUAAAAUAUAACAGCGUGAAACAUAAAUCAGGUAAACUUUUAAUACCGUGCUAUAUUUAA